Planococcus citri (citrus mealybug) is the source of this 4513-nucleotide messenger RNA. Its product is annotated as cytochrome P450 4C1-like. The transcript has 12 exons. Gene Ontology annotation, molecular function: monooxygenase activity; oxidoreductase activity, acting on paired donors, with incorporation or reduction of molecular oxygen; heme binding. NCBI's taxonomy places the organism in Eukaryota, Metazoa, Arthropoda, Insecta, Hemiptera, Pseudococcidae. The coding region runs from base 436 to 1941 and encodes 501 amino acids. The record is from RefSeq and is a predicted model, not a curated record.
CUCGCGAUUUUGUAUGAUUGACGUACCACGUGCAAAAAACUAAUUAAUUGCAAAUUCGUACCUAUAUAAUUACCUAUGUACUUAUUAAAGUUUAGCAAACUACAUAAUACAUACAUUCUAGCUCCAGGAUAAAUCUUCGUACUAAAAAAAAUCAUACUUCAUCAUUUUUAAGAUAUGUAUCAAGCAGUUUUUCAAGUUGAAUUUCUCUCACUUUACUUCUCCUACGCAGUAAUAUGGAUCUACUUACGCUCGAAAAUCUUUUCCGUUUCCCAGAUCAGAUUUAUAACUUCGGAUUGUUCAUUCGCAAUUAAACUCAAUUAAAUAUGUACCAAAUAUCGUAAUAUGCAAGUGAGUGCAGUUUUUAUUCGAUUAAUAGCAUCUUGAUUUUUACGCGAAUAUCUACUCGUAAUUUCAUAGAUUCUUAAGUGCAACAAAAUGCUGCUAAUACUAUUUGCGAGUUUAAUUUUCGUGAUCAUUUUUAUGAGUUUUAUCGAUAAAUUUAAAAAUAAAAGGUUCUACAAAUUAAUAAACCAGUUUCCUUCGUAUCCGACGUAUCCGUUGAUUGGAAACCUGAACAUGUUGUACGGUUCUCUGAAUGAUUUACUGGGGAAUUUGGAGAAAAUAAUGCUACCCCAUGACCGCGUGUUUUUUUGGUUAGGUCCCUUUCCUGUUCUAUUUUUGAAAAAGUACGAUGAUAUUGCGACCGUAUUAACUCAAGCUUCACACCGCGAUAUGCUUGGAUUUGGAGAAGAAUGGCUAGGAACCGGAAUAGUGACCGCCAAAUAUGAUGAGUGGAAAGUAUCGAGACGAGCUUUACAGCCUGCUUUCAGUACAGAAAUGCUUUCAUCAUACGUAAAUAUUUUCAAAAAAAAUGCAUCCGCUCUUGUAGAUAGGUUGAAACCAGCAGCACAUUCGGGUAAAAUCAUAGAUGUUUGGGAAAACGUCAUGAAGUGCAAAGUUGACAGUAUCGUAGAAAUCACACUCGGCGUACCAAUGCAGGGAAUAGAACAAAAAGGAAAAGAAUUCAGUGACGCGUUGAUAGAAGCAAGUAAAAGCGUAGCAAAACAAGCGAUAACACCUUGGUUACAACCACGUAUCAUAUACAACGCUUAUUUGAGAUUAACAGGGAAAAUCAAAUUCAUUCAUCAGUUCCAUGCUUUGCCUACUCAAAUACUGCAAGAUAAACUCAAGGAGUACAAAAAUGGAAAAAAUUCAUCAGAACAUGUUGAUUCAUCCAAAGUAAUAAUCGACCGACUUAUCAAAGCAAGCUUUUCAGAAUCUAGUUUUACAGAAACACGAAUCAGAAACGAAGUAACACACGUUAUCUUCGCAGCAAUCGAAAGUACAGGACUAAAUCUAUGUUUCUCAAUGGUGAUGUUGGCUAUUCAUCAGGAUAUUCAGCAACGAGUUUACCAAGAAAUCGAAGAGCUAUUUAAAGACAACGACACUCCCACCGCAGAUCAUUUGUUGAAUGGUUUGAAAUACAUGGAGCAAUGCAUCAAGGAAACCACCAGAAUAUUUUCUCAUUCCACAGUAGGCAGUAGACGUACUCAUAAAGAAUGUACAUUGAAAGAUAACAUGAUCAUACCAGCCAAUACGAUGGUCGCACCACUUUUCUUUUUAGCCAAUAAAGACCCCGAUUUGUAUAAAAAUCCGAAAAAAUGGGAUCCUGAACAUUUCAGCGAAGAAGCUGUAAGAAAUCGACCAAAAAACAGUUUUAUGAGCUUUGGAUACGGACCACGAUCUUGCAUAGGAACCAGAUACGCGAUGCUUUCGAUUAAAACGGAAAUGAUGUACAUUUUACGUGAAUAUCAUUUGUCAACAAAUAUAAAAGAAUUUACGAAAGAGCAUUUGUAUGCAGAUCUGUUCGUAAGGAGUUCGAUUGGUUACCCUAUUAAAUUCACAAGGAGAAAGGAUUUCAACGAUAAUCAAGACUUUUGAGACAUCCUGCAUUUUUGCUUACUUAUUAUUAAUCAGAUGAUCAAGGUGGAUCGAAAAAAUGUGUAUCGUGGAUUUCGACGAAAAUUGGCGAGGAAGUUUACUUAUUCGAGUGGGAAAUUAACCAAGAAAAUUUUAGAGCCCCUCAAAUGUUCAAGAUGAGGCUGACCCAGGGGCCCUCAAAGUAGGGUCCUUUUCGAAAAAGUCCUGAUUAUUUGUCACAUUAUGAUAGCAUAACCUACUCGUAGGCAAUUCUUCGGUGUGAGCCCCCUCGAAAGAUUUGAUUUGAGUUUCUCAACCUCCCUGAUCAAUUUGAAUUCAAAAUUCGAUACCCUUAAUUUUUUCAAAAAUUACUCUACUUUGAGGACCCCAUUUUCAGCCCCUUGAACAUCUGACAAGGGAACCUCUUGAGGUGUCAUACUCCGAUUUGAACGAGACCGCGAUUUUUGGAAAGAGCAUAGUCUAAACCCCCCAAAACCAAAUUUUCAGCUGCCCAAGUUCAUUUUUCGAUUUUUGGCGAAUUUUUAAAAAUUCAAAAUUGACUAUUUUGGUGAUUUAUGCUUUUUUUAAAAAAGUACGUACUUGAUCAAUAAAAAUGGUCAAAAUAAGUCCCAAAACUAAUAUUAAUUACCCAAAUCCAAAUUUCACCAUUUCCAGCCAUUCUGGAGCCUCCAGCGCGAUUUUUCAAUUUCUCCAGAGUUUUGAAUUUGCUCCAGAAGGCGUGAAUAUGCAGUUGGGUAGCUAAAAAUCGAGUUGUGUAUUAUACUCAACCUGUUUAACGAGUUUGUCCACUUUUGAGCCGAUUUUGAGAGUGACACCUCAAAAAUUACUUUCUGACCAGCUUUUUUCAAAAUAAAAAAAUCAAAAAAAUCAAAAGUUUCCCGUUUGUGUGGAAAUUUCCGAAAUUCACGCGAAUCGCUGUAUUCUGUCCUAAACUAACCCCGCAAAUCAAAAUUUCACAAUUUCCAGCCAUUCUGGAGCCUCCAGCGCGAUUUUUCAAUUUCUCCCGAGUUUUUAAUUUGCUCCAGAAGGCGUGAAUAUGCAGUUGGGCAGCUAAAAAUCGAGUUGUGUGUUAUACUCGAUCUGUUUAACGAGUUUAUGCACAUUUUGUUAAAUAGAUACGUAGAGGCGUUGCCAAUGAUAGGAGGAUAAGAAUAUUUCCCUAGUAGGUCAGGAUGAAUCUAACUCCCUAAGAGAUGUAAUAUAUCACCUUUUAAAAUAGUACUUACCCGCUGCUAGCUCAGCUUUUACAACACCAAUAUGCAUAAAUUUAAACAGAUUUAGUCGAGUUUACUUUGUAUUAAUUCGAACCGCACGCGAAAUAAGAACACACGAUAAACACGAAAAGUGUAUUAUAAUUUUGGAAUAAAAUUAUAACACGAAACUUAAGUCUAAAACAUAUAAAACUCUACGCGUAUAACCAAUAUAUAUUCCACCAAAUAGUGGCGUAAGUAGGAUCGCUUUUACCCACCUACGUGUAACUAUCAAAUUGCCCGCGUUGGGUAGCGAAUUUAGAAGACUUAAGUUUAAACGCGAAUACUCUCCCUUAAACACGAACGUUAAGGCAGAGGACCUGGGACUCAAGCACAACUCUUACGUAGGAGUGAGUGGCCUUAUUACUUUUCCGCGGUCAGACCUACCAGACGAAGCGCGAAUCGACAAGUGAAGAUCAAUUCCAUCUCAACUUGGCUUCUAGCCUCGAGUCGAGAAGGAAUUGAGCUUUACGAACUUGUGAGCUUUUCACAUCUGCCCUUAAUGGAACGAUGUGAAAACACCUCUUGGGUGGUUCCCACGUACUUAACACCUUACCUAAGUGCAUCGAGUAUAUGCUUUCAUCUACGUAAAGUACUGUAGAAUCGAACUAUUGAUUGGAUUCUCCAGUACUUCCUUUAGAUGAAAGAUUUAUAAUCCCACUGAGAGAGAUACGAUGAAUAUCCCUGUCUAGCCAGUGAAGGCAUAUUGUCCCCUUACAUUUGCCCCUAACGUGGGUUUACUUCUAAAGUAUCCCCUGAGGAAAUGUAGAGGAAAGCACGGAAAUUUUGAAAAAAGGUGACAUUGUGCUUCACUGGAUGUGACCCUAUUGCCCCCCGUACUUUGCUUGAGUGAUGCGGGGAAUAGUAAUCCCAAAAUAAAUUUUGAAACUCUUUGGUUUUUAUUAUAAUUCCAAAAGUGAGGUGGAUUUUGAGUGUGCUGGUGAGUUGACUCUUACUGAUAAAGAGUAACUACAAUUGACCAUCAAUAUUUGACCGAAGUCAAAAUAUCAAUAAAUCAAUCCAGAAGCUACCUUUGAUCUGGUCACUUCGCAGCAGGGUCAUGGCCGAAAUGGUAAGUAUUUAAGUACGAUUUAAUCUUUGAGGGGGAGGGUUAAUCUAAAAGGUACCCUUCCUCAAUUUUAUGAUUUCAGGAGAAGAUGAAAAAAGCUCAAGAAGUUCGUGGUUGUUUGGCUUUGUUGUCUUUGGAUAGUCUGACCAAGAAUUUUUGAAGAAAAAUUGCUGGUAAGGUUGGCUUGAGUAUAGCUAUUGUUUUUACUAAAAAUUUUGAAAAAUGGAUGAUUUUCUAUUGGAAAGUCAUUCAU